AUGGAAAAAUCCAAGAAAGAACUUAGAGAAAGGGCGUUUAAAGAAAUUGAUAAAUUUCUUGAGUCUUCCAUCAGCAAAUUGGAUAAUUUCUGUAAAUUAUAUCAAAGAUCGAACAGAAGAAGAGUUGUCAAAAACAGUUUCAGAAUGCAAUAUAAUUAUUUCUGAACUUGAAAACUCAUUAUUGAAUAUUGAAUCGGAAGAGCCAAGAGAAGCUUUAUUGCGAACCCCAAGAUGUUUUUCAUCAUUUAAUUUCUCUCGUUCUAUAUCUUCCUAUUUAGAAUCGAUUUCUAUUAGUAUUAAUUCAAAAAAAUCAAGACAACUAUUCGAUAUCUACGAAGAAAAACUAAAAAUAUUUGAUGCAAAAACAAAGCUAAUUCAAACAUUCGCUCUCUCAUUUCCAUCUUACUAUGGUUCAUCUAUUGUUUUAUUAGAAAAUAAUCAUAUUUUGAUAACUGGAGGUUUUGAUUAUAAAGAUUGAGUGCCUUCUUCAAGAGUGCUAUACUUAAAUUUAAUGAAUUGUUUAUGUGAAAAUAAGCCUGAUUUAAUAGUAUCAAGAGGAAAUCAUACAAUGCAAAAAUUCAAUGAACUGGUUUUUGUUAUUGGAGGGUGAGGUCUUACUAGCCCUGCACUAGCAGAAAUUGAAUGUUUUAACCUUAGGCUCCAAUCUUGAGAAAAAGUUUGUGAUUUAGUUAAACCUAGACAAUAUCAUAGCAGUUGCUUAUUUGAAGGGAAAAUCUAUAUUAUAGGAGAUGAUGAUGCUAUUGAAAUUUUUGACCCAGCAUAUAAUCAAACAAAAAUAGUAGAGCUUGAAGGUAUCGUUCUUUAUAUGAAUUUCAUAUUGAUUUUUCGAAAAGAAGUAGUACAAGAGUAUUAUCCUGAAGAAAAUAGAAUAAUUGAGCAUGGAAAACUAUUAACUGAUAGCAUUGAAACCGGUGGAAUAAUUCAAAGCAUUGUAUAUGAAAAUAAGAUUUAUAUAAGAAGAGAUGAUCUAGGCUUUUGAGUCUAUGACUAUGAUAUUAAUAGCUUAAAUAUCAUUCAUGAUAACUCUUAUAGAUAG
Messenger RNA from Blepharisma stoltei, 1057 nucleotides. Lineage: Eukaryota; Ciliophora; Heterotrichea; Heterotrichida; Blepharismidae. The record is from the annotation of a GenBank genome assembly.